GGAGUAGUUGUAAAAAGGAGUACAAAAUUUGAGUAAUUCAAUAACUUUUCCCUCUUUUAACCGAUUACUUUAAUUUAAAGAGUGUGGAAAGAGGAAAAAAGAAUGGCUGCUGAUUCUUUGAGCGCAGACAUGGAAAAUAUGGACGUACAAGGUCCUAGCUAGUUAGCUAGAGAUGCGUUACUUUUCCCUUUCCUAUCUUCGAAGGGGGACCUGGCUAUGCACCCUAAAGCUGUCUCGUUCGGCUCAUUGCUGUAAGCCAUAUAGGCUCAUAAAGGCCCAUGCUCAAGACAGUGCAAACCAAGUUAGCUUAACAAGGGCCAUUAGAAUGUAUUGCCCCCUUAAGAGCAUAGCCAAUGGCCCAGUGAUCUACACUUCAGAAAAAGAAGGAAGUGAUGAGUCUGGAGAUGGAUCUGCUCAAAAACCAUUUAAAACUGUUAUGCAGGCUUUGCGCAUCACUGAUGGAGAGGAACCUCUUCCUCAAAUUAUGGUGGAUGGGAAAGCUGAUGGAGAGAGGUAUGAAAAACUUGCCAAGGCUCAGCUGAAGAAAGUGACCAAGAUUUAUGCACAGGAAAAAAAGAAGUCAGAAGACAGAGAGAAGAAAGAGGCUGAAAAAGCACAGCAAAGAGAGAAGAAUCUGGAAGAGGCCAAGAAAAUCACUAUUAAGGAGGAUGAGAGUUUGCCAAAAGCUACAAGGAUACAGAUCAGUGAGUCAGUAGCUAACCGCGACAAGAGAGUGAAGGUAUUUGGUUGGGUUCACAGACUCCGAAGACAAGGUAAAAACCUGAUGUUUAUAGUUCUUCGAGAUGGCAAUGGGUUUCUUCAGUGUGUCUUAUCAGAUCUUUUGUGUCAGACCUAUGAGGCUGUAACAUUGGCCACUGAAGCCUCUGUGUGUCUCUAUGGUGUAAUCAAGGCACUUCCAGAAGGAAAAACAGCUCCAGGUGGACACGAAAUGGCUGUAGAUUUCUGGGAACUUGUUGGGGAUUCCCCUGCUGGUGGAGUUGAUAACCUGGUGAAUGAGGAAUCUGCCAUAGACACCCAGCUUGACAAUCGGCAUAUUAUGCUCAGAGGUGAAACGGUUUCCAAGAUCCUGAGAAUGCGCUCAACAGUUACACAAUGUUUCAGAGCUCAUUACUUCAAUCGCAGUUAUGAUGAGGUAUUUCCACCUACCAUGGUGCAAACACAAGUGGAAGGAGGAUCCACUCUCUUUGAUUUCAAUUAUUUUGGUGAACCAGCAUAUUUGACACAGUCAUCCCAGCUUUACCUGGAGACAGUAAUCCCAGCGCUUGGUGAUGUGUUCUGUAUUGCUCAGUCAUACAGAGCUGAACAGUCACGUACAAGAAGGCACUUGUCAGAAUACACUCAUGUGGAAGCUGAAUGUCCUUUUAUAUCAUUUGAUGAUCUCCUGGACAAAAUUGAAGAUCUGGUAUGUGAUGUUGUGGAUAGAGUGCUGAAAUCUCCCCAUGCAGACAUACUCAAAGAAUUUAAUCCAGAUUUUAAGCCACCCAAGAGACCAUUCAGGAGAAUGAACUACAGUGAUGCCAUCAAAUACCUUAAAGAACAUGACAUUAAAAAGGAAGAUGGCACCUAUUAUGAAUUUGGAGAGGACAUUCCUGAGAUGCCAGAAAGGAAGAUGACAGACCAGAUCAAUGAGCCAAUCCUCCUGUGUCGCUUUCCUACCAACAUUAAGUCUUUCUACAUGUACAGAUGUCCAGAGGACAAGGGUCUGACUGAAUCAGUUGAUCUCCUGAUGCCUGGAGUUGGUGAAAUUGUUGGAGGAUCCAUGAGGAUGUGGGAAUAUGAGGAGCUGCUGGAGGGUUACAAGAGAGAGGGUAUUGACCCUAGCCCUUACUACUGGUACACUGACCAGAGGAAAUAUGGUUCUUGCCCACAUGGUGGAUAUGGUUUGGGACUGGAGCGAUUCCUCACAUGGCUGCUGAACAGACAGCAUAUCAGAGAUGUCUGUCUGUACCCACGCUUUACUGGAAGGUGUCGACCAUAAAACAGAUGUUCCUCAAAAAAUUUUAAAUGACCAUGAACCAGUCAAUAUGGGACUUAGACUGAAAUGCGUACCUAUGGCAGUUCCUUAACAGCUAGAGUGUUAUAAUAGUUAGACUAAGUGUUAAAAUACUUCUAUAACAAUUCAAGUGCCUGCCUCACAAAAUAAAGAAUUGUGCUCCCAAAA
Molecule: messenger RNA, 2182 nt
Organism: Pocillopora damicornis (cauliflower coral)
Lineage: Eukaryota; Metazoa; Cnidaria; Anthozoa; Scleractinia; Pocilloporidae
Product: asparagine--tRNA ligase, cytoplasmic
Biological process (GO): asparaginyl-tRNA aminoacylation
Cellular component (GO): cytoplasm
Molecular function (GO): ATP binding; asparagine-tRNA ligase activity; nucleic acid binding
Source: RefSeq, a predicted model, not a curated record